AUGCAGGGUAUUGUUGAAAAGUUAAUUGCUAUAUAUCCUGACGCUGAUGUCGAAUAUUUACGUUAUUGUACUAAAUUUUACAAAGAUAAUCAUGUUGAACGAAUUAGUGAAAAAAUUCUUAAUCAUAAUAAAGGACAAUAUCCCAAAAUUCCUGAAGGAUGUCAUGAAUCAAAUUGUGUAAAUGCCAAGAAUAUUUUCCUUAAACAAUUAAAUGAAAUAUUUCCUGAUUGUGAUGUUUCUUUCUUAAGAGAAAAGAUUUGUAAUUUAGAUAAUAAUCAUGUACAACAAGUGAUAGAUACUUUAUUGGAUAUGGAAAAGAAUUCAAAAAAUUAUCCUCGUAGAUUAAAUACUUCAGUUAUAGAAAAUUGGGAAUUUAUUAGAUCCCCAGAAUAUAAUAAAGCAGUUAGAUAUAGAUUAUAUAAUGAUUUUCCGGAUAUUUGGAAAUCAACUAUUAAAGCAGUUUUGGCAGAAAAUAAUUUUGAUUAUCGUAGAAGUUUUUCUAAACUUAAAGAUUUUAGUUCUCAAAAUUGGUGGAAUUCAAUAUUUAAUGUAUUUAAAAGAAAAGUUUAUAAAGAAUUUGAUGAUUCAGAAUUAGAAGAAGAUAUUAAAAAGAUAUUAACUGUACAAUUAGAACAACAAACCAAAGAAGAUUAUGAAGUUGCGAAACAAGUGAAUUUUUCGGAAUACACCAAUAAUGAUCAAUUAAUUACUUGUGGUUGUUGUUAUGGGGAUUACACUUUUGAAGAUUUAAUAGGUUGUAGUGAAGGUCAUUUGUUUUGUAAAGAAUGUAUUAAUCAUUUAGUUCAAGAAGGACUUUAUGGUCAAGGUUCAUUACGAGGAAAAAGAAUUAAUUGUAUAGAAUCUGAUGGAUGUGAUGGUUACAUUACGGAUGAUCAACUUAAAAUCACUUUAUCAUCAGAAGUUUUUAAAAAUUAUUUAGAAUUAGUUAUAGAACAUUCUUUAAAACAAGCAAAUUUAAUACUCGUACAAUGUCCAUUUUGUUCAUAUUGUGAAGUUGAUGAUGAUGAUCCUUUCCGUAAUUUAAAGUCUUCAAAAACUAUUAUUAUGAUUGCCAGUAUUCCAUUAGCCUUGUUACCACUUUUUACUUCUUUUGAAAAUAUUAUGAGUUUUCUUAAUGUUGCUGCCAUAAUUGUUGUACCUCAAAUAGUAUUGGGAAUGUUAGGAGUACUUCCUAUAAAAUCUUGGAUUGAAGAUAUUGAUAAUAUCAUUAGAAGGAACCCCGAAUGUUCCAAAUCAUCUUGUUUAACAUGUAAUCGAGAACAUAAACCAUUUCAUAAAUGUUAUGAGCAAGAACAAGAUAAUUUACGAUUAUUUGUUGAAAAAGCCAUGGCAGAAGCAGUAAAGAGAACGUGUCCAAAAUGUCAUGUAUCAUUUACCAAGGCAGAUGGUUGUAAUAAGAUGACAUGUCGUUGUGAGGAUGAAGAAAUAGUGAUAAAAGAAGCAGCCGCAAAGGCAAGAGCUGAAUAUAUUAAAUUACAUCCCGAAGCAAAGGAUGUAAAUUUUUUAGAAAAUACAGCAAUUGGACCCGUUAAAAAUGAUGAUGAAAAAUUGAUUAGAGAAGCAAUUGAAACAGCCAUUGAGAAGAUUGUUGAAUAUUUAUUACCUCAAUAA
Diversispora eburnea is the source of this 1632-nucleotide messenger RNA. NCBI's taxonomy places the organism in Eukaryota, Fungi, Glomeromycota, Glomeromycetes, Diversisporales, Diversisporaceae. The record is from the annotation of a GenBank genome assembly.